CAUCGAACGGGCAAAAUAGGGGCCGAGCUCUAUUCUAACCUAGUAUCAUACGAGCAUUUGCGUAUAAAACCCUAAAAACACAGUUUUCUUGCUCUGUUCUGAACUAUCUCAGCGCAAUUCUCUUUCUGUAUUUUGAUUCUGAGCAAGAAUUAACAACAGGAAAGAGAGAGAGAAAAAAAAAAGAUAACAUAAAAUGCCUCCGAAAGCAGCUAAAUCAAAGGAAGCCCCAGCUGAAAGGCCGAUUCUUGGUCGGUUUUCAUCCCACCUUAAAAUUGGAAUUGUUGGGUUGCCUAAUGUUGGCAAAUCAACUCUUUUCAACACCCUUACCAAGUUAUCCAUACCUGCUGAAAAUUUCCCCUUUUGUACCAUUGAGCCCAAUGAGGCUCGAGUUAAUAUUCCUGACGAGCGAUUUGAUUGGCUUUGUCAACUGUUCAAGCCAAAGAGCGAGGUGUCAGCUUUCUUAGAAAUUCAUGAUAUAGCUGGACUUGUUCGUGGUGCUCAUGAAGGACAAGGAUUGGGGAAUAAUUUUUUAUCUCACAUCCGCGCAGUUGAUGGCAUUUUUCAUGUUUUACGUGCAUUUGAAGAUCCUGAUAUUAUCCAUGUUGAUGAUUCUGUGGAUCCUGUGAGGGAUUUAGAGGUUAUAUCUGCAGAAUUGCGGCUUAAGGAUAUUGAAUUCAUUGGGAGGAAGAUAGAGGAUGUUGAGAAGAGCAUGAAGAGAAGCAAUGACAAGCAAUUGAAAAUAGAGCACGAUUUGUGUCUAAGGGUCAAAUCAGUGCUUGAGGAGGGAAAAGACCUCCGUCUGGUGGACUGGAAAGCUGCUGAUAUAGAGAUCCUGAAUACUUUUCAGUUGCUUACUGCUAAACCUGUGGUCUACUUGGUUAAUAUGAACGAGAAAGAUUAUCAAAGAAAAAAGAACAAAUUUCUUCCAAAGAUUCAUACUUGGGUGCAGGAGCAUGGUGGCGAAACAAUAAUCCCUUUCAGCUGUGCUUUAGAGAGGAAUCUUGCUGACAUGCCCCCAGAUGAAGCUGCAAAAUAUUGCGAGGAGAACAAAGUACAAAGUGCCCUUCCAAAGAUCAUAAAGACUGGAUUCUCAGCCAUUAACCUCAUAUACUUCUUCACGGCAGGACCAGAUGAGGUGAAGUGCUGGCAAAUUCGUCGACUGACAAAAGCUCCUCAAGCUGCAGGGACAAUUCAUACUGAUUUUGAAAGAGGGUUCAUUUGUGCAGAGGUCAUGAAAUUUGAUGAUUUAAAGGAGCUUGGCAGUGAGGCAGCUGUAAAGGCUGCUGGAAAGUACAAACAGGAAGGAAAGACAUAUGUUGUCCAAGACGGAGACAUAAUUUUCUUCAAAUUUAACGUCUCUGGGGGUGGAAAGAAGUGAGUUACGCAUCUUGGCCAAUCUUCGACGCAUUUUUUCUCAUUUUAAGAUUGGAUGUGACUCGAUCAUUGCAUUAAGAGAUUUCUUGAAAUUCUCUAUGUUGUGAGGGUUGUACGGACUUUUUUGGGCAAAUUCUAUUAAUGCAAUGAACUUGAUUAAUUAUCCA
Olea europaea var. sylvestris is the source of this 1541-nucleotide messenger RNA. Its product is annotated as obg-like ATPase 1. The transcript has 12 exons. Gene Ontology annotation, cellular component: cytoplasm. Gene Ontology annotation, molecular function: ATP hydrolysis activity; ATP binding; GTP binding. NCBI's taxonomy places the organism in Eukaryota, Viridiplantae, Streptophyta, Magnoliopsida, Lamiales, Oleaceae. Bases 194 to 1378 code for a protein of 394 amino acids. The record is from RefSeq and is a predicted model, not a curated record.